Messenger RNA from Alternaria rosae, 1674 nucleotides. RefSeq lists its product as uncharacterized. The record is from RefSeq and is a predicted model, not a curated record. Lineage: Eukaryota; Fungi; Ascomycota; Dothideomycetes; Pleosporales; Pleosporaceae. Gene Ontology annotation, molecular function: oxidoreductase activity. Bases 264 to 1430 code for a protein of 388 amino acids. The transcript is spliced from 4 exons.
GGCGACUAGAUUGCAGUACUGCAAACAAAUACACUGAGCACCCCACUGCGGCUAACGGCGCGCUGCGAAGGAUGCCUUCGCCUUGCCUAAACGUGCGUGGACACGGCAUCAACAGCCCGGGUAAGUAGUAAUACAAGGGUAUGGUCAUGUUGGGAACGAUUCCACGUGUCAGUCCCUGUCUAUCUUUAAAAUUCCCGGUUCAAUAUAAGAGUUCGUUUCUCUCAUGUUUAAGUAAUCGCCAGCUACAUCAGUGAUCUAGCAUCAUGAAGCUUUCCAACGUCCUGUUAGUGGGUUUAGCCAGUAGCGCCAGCGCAAAGAACAAAGACAGGCCCAACGAAGUAGACACCCUGGCUGCCGAAGGUCUGCACCGAAUGCAGGCCUAUUACUCAGAAAUCCCACUACCAAGCCCAGGAACAUGCACACUGAAUAACGUAGCCGUUCGUCGAGACUGGUCAGUCCUAAGCAAACAAGAAAGACGCAGCUAUAUCAAAGCCGUGAAAUGCCUCGCAAAACUGCCAGCAAAAACACCCGCGGCUAUCGCCUCAGGAGCAAAGAGCCGAUACGAUGACCUAGUCGUAACGCAUAUACAACAAGCGUUUACGAUCCACGGAACAGCCAAUUUCUUAACAUGGCACCGCUAUUACACUUGGGCUUUUGAGCAGAUGCUGAGGAACGAAUGUGGAUAUAAAGGAUACCAGCCUUAUUACAACUGGGGUCAUUGGGCAGACAACCCGAAAGCCUCACCCUUCUUCGACGGUAGCGACACCAGCAUGUCAGGAGACGGAGCAUAUAUCGCCAAUAGAUCCUCCGUCUGCUUCCCAUCAACCGAAAUGUGCUACAUCCAGCUUCAACCAGGAAGUGGAGGUGGUUGCGUAACGUCUGGGCCAUUCAAAGACUGGAAGAUCAACCUCGGCCCCCUCGCAGCCAUCUCCCUCCCUACACCACCGCCAAACCCGCAACCCGACGGUCUAGGCUACAAUCCGCGCUGCCUCUCCCGCGACAUUUCUCUGCAGUCCGCCGCCGAGACACGGGACGAUGUAGUCGCCGCCCUCAUCAAAUACAACACCACCAUCUCGUCCUUCCAAACCGUGCUCGGCGGCGAAUUUGCCCAAGGCAAAAUGGGUCCCCACGUCGGUGGCCACAACACCAUCGGCGGCGACGCAGGCUCUGAUUUCAUCAAUUCGCCCGCGGACCCUGCAUUCUUUGCGCAUCAUGCCAUGGUGGAUAGGGUGUAUUGGACGUGGCAGAAUUUGGAUCUGGAGGGGAGGAAGGAGGCGAUCGCGGGUGGGACGAGUGGAGUGGGGGAUGGAGGGGCGAGGGGGACGCUGGAGGAUAUUAUUACUCUGGGGGAGUAUGUUGGAGUGGGGAAUGUGACGAUUAGGGAGGCGAUGAGUACGGUGGGUGGGCCCUUUUGCUAUGUUUAUGCGUAGGGGUUGGGUAGUACGCUGCUAGGGCUUUGCUAUGGGACUUUGGGGGAUAUGGCCAACGUCUUGCGACGAGACGAAAGAAAUUACAAGACCCGACAUCUAUACCCCCCUGAUAUCACUCUCGGUACGACCUUUCAGGACAUGCCUCUCGGAACCAACCAUCUUCAAUCUCAACGCCCCACCACCUGACGUCUCACCACCCCCCAUCCCACGGAAUCAUAACCUCCCCCGCCCUCCCCGCCUCAAC